UGUCUAAAUUUUUAAAAACUAAUCUAUCUGUCUCUGUUUUUUUGACGCACGUCAAUUUGAAAGGUUAUGUUCAAAAUCUAAAUUUGUUUAUUUUAAUUUAAUAAAAACCAUGUUUGUGACACGACUUUUAAGCAAAACGCGGCCGCAAAAUCAGUGUCUCUAUUUAUUACAAAACUGUGUCCAGCGGAGACUGAAAUCUGGCAAAAGUACAAAAACCCAACCCCCAGACACAUCCCAAAGUACAACAAAGACACCUCUUGGCGAAAUGAGCUCAAAAUACCAGAUUUUUCGAGAUGAAGACUCCGAAGUCAUACUCGAUAUUUACGAGGACCGGAGUAAAUACGCAAAUCCGGUGAAUGCGAUUGAAGAGGAGGAACCUGACCCUUUUGUGGGCCUUAAUUUAGAGAGAGGUGUCAAUGGUGUUUAUAAUAUUGAAGACUUGAUCGAAGUGCUUCACUCUGAAAAUGCUGAAGACAUUUUUGUGGCUGCGGUGCCUAAAGAAAUUCAGUAUGUUGAGUACAUUUGCGUUGUUACUGGAAAGUCACACAAACAUAUGAAGGCAAUUGCUCAGUUUGUUAGGAUGAUUUAUAAGAAAAAAAUGCACAAAACUGAUCUUAUCCCUAAGCUUGAAGGCGAAAAUUCAAAGGAUUGGUUAGCUUUAGAUUUAGGAAAUAUAGCCCUUCACAUAUUUUCGCGCGAAGCUAGGACUGUAUAUGAUUUAGAUUCCUUAUGGGCCCUGGGAGCGAAAUAUGACCCGGAAUGUAAUAAACAAGAUCCUGUAGCGGAAAUGUUGGAAAAACAUUCGGUUUACUUGGAAGACUUACAUCCUGCCAGAUAAUACACUAAUCUGUUAAGUUAUAGUAAAAUAGUGUAAAAUACAAUAUAUGAAAAUUGA
This is a messenger RNA of Tribolium castaneum (red flour beetle), 895 nucleotides long. RefSeq lists its product as uncharacterized. The record is from RefSeq and is a predicted model, not a curated record. Gene Ontology annotation, molecular function: ribosomal large subunit binding. Lineage: Eukaryota; Metazoa; Arthropoda; Insecta; Coleoptera; Tenebrionidae. Gene Ontology annotation, cellular component: mitochondrion. The transcript is spliced from 3 exons. Bases 110 to 838 code for a protein of 242 amino acids. Gene Ontology annotation, biological process: negative regulation of ribosome biogenesis; negative regulation of translation.